Messenger RNA from Phalaenopsis equestris, 1334 nucleotides. RefSeq lists its product as uncharacterized. Bases 194 to 1114 code for a protein of 306 amino acids. The record is from RefSeq and is a predicted model, not a curated record. The transcript has a single exon. Lineage: Eukaryota; Viridiplantae; Streptophyta; Magnoliopsida; Asparagales; Orchidaceae.
CAUUCUCCGCGAUUCAGCUCCCGCUGGACCUUUUUACAGCAACGGCCUUGCCCUAGAUCUUCCGUAGACCUAGGUGUUAAACCCAAGUAAUAUGAAAAGGGGCAAACCUCUGAACAUUCAGGGGUUUUUAGUGUAACAGUAAUGAAAUUUCAUUAGGCCGACCAAAGCUGCCGGUACUUUGGUUACGGUAAAGAUGAAGCGAAAGAAAUGGAAGGAGGCUGAGGAGGAAACCCUAAUCAGCGCCUAUUCGGAGCUUGUCUCCUCCUGCGGUAAAAUCUCGCAGCUGCGGACGCGUGAGAAGAAAUUCCAGCCCAUUGCUGAUCGUGUCAACUCGCUUCAUCAUCUCUGCGACGCCACCGCCUUCCCCUUCCGCUGGUCAUGGAGGGACGUCUCUAUCAAGAUCCAGAACAUGCGUCAUCAGUACAUCGGCGUCAAGCUCAAGCUUUCUUCAUCCUCCGCAGCCGAAGGUCCUGAUUUGGAUCACUGCCUCCAACUCUGGCCGAACUUCCUCCGCUACAAGGCCGUCUUCGGCGACAUAGACCCCCAUCCAUCCGCUUCCUCAUCCUCCUCAGCUUCAGCCUACGCCUCAGCUGCCUCCGACGACGGUAAAAUUGAAAACUUGGGUAAGAUGGUGGCGGAGCUUGGGGUGGUGCUGGUGGGGCGAGAGGAGAGUCGGAGAGAGAGAGAGGGCUGUGAUAGGGAGUGCCGGCGUCAACGUGGGAGUGAAAUGCAGGCAUUGGCAGCGAUGGUUGUGUCAGAUGAAGAGGAGGAGCGUAGGCAGCGUUGGAGACGCAGGGAGGAGAGGAGGGAAGAGGAAGAGAUGGAGUGGAGGGAGAGGAUGCUGGGAAUGCAGAUGGAGCAUGAGAAGCAGGUCAUGCAGAUGCAUGCCGAAGCAUGCCAGGCUCAGAUGCAGAUGCUCAGUAUCCUUGUCCGCUUUGUUUGCCAGUUUCUUAGCCCCACGGCGAGCUCUGGUGCUGGAGGGAGUGAUGGUGGGAUUAAUGGCUUACAGCAUCAUGUGAUGCACAACUUGCAGCACCAACAGCAGCAAUCUCCAGGAAGCUUAGUGGUUGAUAAUGUUAAAAAUGAUGUGCCUUCUGGAGAAGACUAUUUAUAGUUUCUCGUUAUUGUAAGUAAUUUUUUUUUCCAUUUUUUUCUGGUAAAAUUGAGCGAAUUUUUUCAAAAACACGCGGUGGAAAGACUAAAUUCUUAACCGACAAAUUAAAGUAGCUUGCAUCCAGUUCAAAAAAUUGCAUCCAGAGUUUCAAUCAUAAUUUAAAGUGGUAUAAUAAAAUGUACAAGAUAAUUUUCCUUAAUCAUAACAGCACUCAAAACCA